UCACAAUUGCCAAAAUGUAAACAAGAGGCUUGUAGCAGAAUCCAUGAUUUUUAUUUUUUAUUUUAGGUGAGUUCUUAAGAAGUUAAGAACCUCAUGAUUGUUUUAAAGGUGCUAACCAUAAAAUUUUUUCCCGAUAGUUGGACCAGUAUUUGUUUCGGUAUACUGUGAGACAAGAUUUCAGUGUUGUCGAACUGUCAGUUGAAAAUUUAGGUAUAUUUUAUAAGUGUGUACACUGUAAUUUUUUAAAAUGGUGCAACGUCAUCACUCUGAGCUCUGCCGGAUAAUGUUAUGGGUUUCUUUCGUAUUUUCGUUUUAUCAUGUUAUUUCGGCGGAAAGUCCGGAUGCAAAAGUUAAGAGGAAGGGCGAAGUAAUCGAAUUGACUGAAUCUAAUUGGGAUCAGAUCCUCAAGGGGGAAUGGAUGGUUGAGUUUCAUGCACCGUGGUGUCCAGCUUGCCGAGAUUUCCAACCCGAAUUUAAGCGAUUUGCAGAAUGGGACCGCGAUCUUGGUUUCAAGGCAGGAGCCGUAGAUGUCCAUGCUCAUCCAGGAUUAAGCGGACGUUUCUUGAUCAGCGCCUUGCCUACAGUUUAUCACGUCAAGGAGGGGGAGUUCCGACAAUACACUGGUGUCCGAGAUCGUGAACGAAUGAUGAGAUUCAUGGAGGAGAAGGAUUGGCAGAAACUUACUCCGGUUUCACCAUGGUUGCAUCCGUCUGGUUUUCACAUGGGCCUUGUCGGGAAUUUUUUCAAAUUGUCGAUGAAGUUGAAAAAUCUCCAGACUUGGAUGGUAGAAGAUCAAGGGCUUCCUAAUUGGGUUACCUAUGCAGUAUUCGCGAUCGGAACGAUUGUUUUAGGAGGAACAAUUGGCGUUUUGCUGGUGUUUCUCAUCGAACUGUUCCCGCAGCGAGGCCGGACCCAUAUUAAGGCUGCGGCAAAGGAGUCCACAGAAGGCAGAAUAAGAACUCAGGAGAAAGCUGAAUCUAGUGCUUCACCCACUCCAAGCGGUACGGAUGCUGAAGGAACGGACGAAGAAGGUAUAGAAAAUUCGGCUUCCGCUGGCGGAUCCCCGUCAUCAGGCUCGGAGGAGGAAGAGCUGCAAGAAGAAACAAAAGCAGAACCUGAAGAGGAUAAUAUGGUUAGGCGCCGGAAAGCCCGCAGAGAGGAAUAAUUUUGUUGUUUUUAGUGCUGUUUUUUUUAUUUUUUCCGAAAUAUCAUUCUUUUCUUGAGCUUGUGAAUCCAGCAAGAUGACGCUUAUUUGACGAAUUGACGGUGAUAACGCUAUGACGAAGGAAGCUUUGCCUUUAGUGUGAGUUACAGUAAAUAAAUUCGGAAGAAAGGAUGA
Messenger RNA from Paramacrobiotus metropolitanus, 1339 nucleotides. RefSeq names its product thioredoxin-related transmembrane protein 1-like. The record is from RefSeq and is a predicted model, not a curated record. The transcript has 8 exons. Bases 248 to 1165 code for a protein of 305 amino acids. NCBI's taxonomy places the organism in Eukaryota, Metazoa, Tardigrada, Eutardigrada, Parachela, Macrobiotidae.